AUGGAUUACCAAAAUAGAGCUGGUGCAAACAAGGGCAGUGGUGGUGUCGCCGGCGCGUCCGAAACGGCCAUAGACAGAAGAGAACGUCUCAGGAAGCUCGCUCUGGAGACGAUCGAUCUGGCCAAGGAUCCUUAUAUUCUCAGAACUCACUUGGGUACCCUUGAAUGCCGUCUCUGCCUCACCCUUCACGUCAACGAAGGCUCUUACCUCGCCCACACCCAAGGCAAAAAGCACCAGACCAACCUGGCACGACGAGCGGCCAGGGACAACCAAGACCAGCAACUGAUGAUCCAAGCUCCACAGGUUGAGCAGACGGUGAAGAAGGCGUUUGUCAAGAUUGGAAGACCUGGAUACAAGAUCAUCAAAAUCCGCGAACCGGUCAGCCAGAGGAUGGGCCUGUUGUUUACUGUUUCAUUACCCGAGAUCAAGCAAGGAGAGAGACCGAGAAGAAGGUUCAUGUCGGCGUUUGAACAACGGCGAGAGGUGCCCAAUAAGGCUCUCCAGUACCUGGUCCUGGCAGCCGAACCCUACGAAACGAUCUCUUUCGCCAUCCCCUCGAAAGAGAUGGUGGACGCCGAAGAAGACCCAGAGUCGACGUGGGAACACUGGGAUGGAGACGAGAAGGUAUACAGCUGCCAAUUAUUGUACAAAUAA
Molecule: messenger RNA, 654 nt
Organism: Cryptococcus wingfieldii CBS 7118
Lineage: Eukaryota; Fungi; Basidiomycota; Tremellomycetes; Tremellales; Cryptococcaceae
Product: splicing factor 3A subunit 2
Exons: 7
Coding region: 1-654 (217 amino acids)
Biological process (GO): spliceosomal complex assembly
Cellular component (GO): U2 snRNP; catalytic step 2 spliceosome; U2-type prespliceosome
Molecular function (GO): zinc ion binding; nucleic acid binding
Source: RefSeq, a predicted model, not a curated record